Messenger RNA from Ustilago hordei, 546 nucleotides. RefSeq lists its product as uncharacterized. Lineage: Eukaryota; Fungi; Basidiomycota; Ustilaginomycetes; Ustilaginales; Ustilaginaceae. The transcript has a single exon. Bases 1 to 546 code for a protein of 181 amino acids. The record is from RefSeq and is a predicted model, not a curated record.
AUGGUCGCCAUCAUCCGCACCCUCCUCACCAUCGGCACUUUCGUCGCCGCCGCUGCUGCUGCCUCGGUCCCACCCGCGCCCCGCAGCUCCAAAAUCACCUUCACCGUGUACAACAAGUGCAAGCACAAGUUUGCUCCCAUCUUCUCCCCCGCCCUUCCUGGCAAAGCCUCAUGGCCUGUCCUCAAAUCCGGCAAGUCUGCUUCGUUCUCUUUUUACUCGGACGACUACCGGGGUAAGAUCUUCUCCCCUCUUCGCAAAGCCAACGUGACGACAGGCAAGGGAGCUACACAGGCUGAAGUAGAUCUCGCUUCAGGAGACUACAACCUUUCGGUAGCAAACGGAUACAAUGUGGCAAUGUACAUUCAGUUGUUGGGUAAACAGUAUCAAGGGUAUUGCACCGCCGCUUCUUGCUACAGUGCAAACUGCAAAGAUGCCUACAAGACGCCAAGUGGAUUGUUGGAGACACAGAGGACUGGAAGCGAUACCGUCAUGCCUAACCACAACUGCCCUCCCUCUUUUACCAACUGGGUCGUUCAGUUCUGCUAA